AUGUCUACCCAAGCGCACUCUAAGCCUCGGAAACUGAGGAUUAUUCACGUCGGCGCUGGAGCUUCCGGUCUCAUGACCGCUUACAAGGCUGAGCGCAUGCUUCAGAACUAUGAGCUUGUCCUCUAUGAUAAAAACCCAGUCAUAGGCGGGACGUGGUAUGAGAACCGCUACCCAGGGUGUGCUUGUGACGUACCUGCGCACAUUUAUACGUAUUCGUUUGAACCCAACGCUGAAUGGUCUCGCUACUAUGCGAACUCUGCAGAGAUUUAUGACUAUUUCCUCAGAUUUGCAAAGAAGUAUGAUCUCGAGAAAUAUGCUCAGCUGCGAACCACAGUCAUCAGCGCGACAUGGGAUGAGGCCGACGGGAAAUGGGCUGUCAAGUUGAGCCAGGAUGGCAAGGAAAGAAUGGACUACUGCGACGUAUUGAUGAAUGGAUCGGGAGUCGUUAACAAGAUGAAAUGGCCCGAUGUUCCGGGCCGAUCCUCCUACAACGGCACCAUAGCUCACAGCGCGACCUGGGACCCCAAGAUCACUUGGGAAGGCAAACGGGUUGCACUCAUCGGAACAGGCUCAAGCUCUGUUCAGAUGCUACCAGAACUUGCAAAAGGAUCAAAGAGCGUUCACGUCUUUGCCAGAAACUCCGUAUGGAUCGUCCCUUCACUGGGUACAGAUCUCAGCAAGGCCAACCAAGAGGGCCAAAACUCUUCUGAGCAACCAAGCACGCAGAUUUAUUCCGAAAAGGAUAAGGAUGAGUUUCGAAAAGACCCUGCUGCACAUCUACAGUACCGAAAAGGUCUUGAGGCAACCCUGACACGUAACUUUCCAUUCUUUCUCAGGGAUUCUCCAAUGAGUCAGUGGGCUACUGCUGCUAUCAAGCAGGAUAUGCUCAAGAAGCUUGAGAGUGCUGAUGAGGAGCUAAAACAAAAGCUCAUUCCGUCGUGGCCUCCGGGAUGUCGGCGGAUUACACCUGGUAACGAUUAUCUAGAGAGUUUGGUCCAGAACCAUGUAAAGGUUGUCUUUGAGGGCGUUGCAAGAUUCACUCCCACUGGACUGGUCUCGAGCGAUGGGAAGGAGUUUGAUUUUGACCUGAUUGCCUGCGCUACAGGGUUUGACAUCUCAUAUACUCCGCAUUUCAAAAUCACCGGCAUCGGUGGAGUUACGAUGAAGGAUGAAUGGUCCGAGAAUCCAAACAUCUAUCUCGGCAUCACUGGGCCCAAGUUUCCCAACUAUUUCGUCAUUAAUGGGCCAACUGGAAAUUGGGGUCAGGGUUGCGUACUUCCCUCGAACGAGGGCAUCAAGGCCAUGGAGGUGAAGGAACUUCCCACCACGCAGUGGAACGAGCAUCUUGACAACUGGCACACCAAGUACUCUGUCUGGGCCGGCGACUGUCGCUCUUGGUACAAGGCGAACAGGACGGACGGACGGGUGUAUAUCUGGCCUGGCAGCAUGCUUCAUCUGCUCAAGACUAUGAAGACGCCUAGGUUCGAGGACUUCAACAUUACCUAUAGAAGCGAUAACAUAUGGGACUUUCUUGGGAAUGGCCGCACUCAGAUUGAAGAGCUGGCUGAGGAGGGGUUUGAUGUUGACCUUGCUCCGUUUAUCCGAGACCACGAUGUUCCCUGGUCGAUUGAUGAUCAUCAUACCCUCGUAGGAGCUGCAGGUCGUAAGCAUAAGCUUUGA
This is a messenger RNA of Fusarium tjaetaba, 1680 nucleotides long. RefSeq names its product sterigmatocystin biosynthesis monooxygenase stcW. The transcript is spliced from 11 exons. Bases 1 to 1680 code for a protein of 559 amino acids. The record is from RefSeq and is a predicted model, not a curated record. NCBI's taxonomy places the organism in Eukaryota, Fungi, Ascomycota, Sordariomycetes, Hypocreales, Nectriaceae. Gene Ontology annotation, molecular function: flavin adenine dinucleotide binding; N,N-dimethylaniline monooxygenase activity; NADP binding.